AUGUCUGACUCUGACCUCUCUGACGCACCUCGAUCUGCUUCAAUUCCUUCCUACUCGGAGCUCGAGCAAGCACUACGAACACAGGUACGCGAUGCUUUAAAAGCGGGGAGAGGAGAUGACGCUUCUAUUACGGUUUCGUCGAUGCGAAAAGCUGCGGAGGAGGCAUUGGGGCUCGACGCUGGGUUUUACAAGAGCGAUGAGAAGUGGAAAGGGGAGAGCAAGCGCAUUGUCCUUGAAGCUUUUGAUGAAUAUGGAGCCGACCAGGGCUCUCCAGUGAAAUCGAAAUCCCCGAAGGCGAAGCCGUCUAAGACUUCCAAACCGCCCCCGUCGAAGAAACGAGCCUCACCGGAAGUUGAUAAUGAUGCACCAAAGAAGCGGAAGAAGACUCAAGCUGGGUUAAGCUCUAAGGAGGCCCUCUCGACUCCACCUAGCGAAGUGAGCAAGGAAGAGAAGCCGAAGUCUAACCCGAAAUCGAAAACCAAGAAACCAACGCAGAAAUCCAUACAACCAGCCAAGGCUACGAAGCCAGAGAAGAAACCCGAACCCGUGCAGGACCAUACAGAAAGCGAAGUCUCGGACGCGCCGGACGCACCAGCCACGGUAAACGAUGUAGAAGCAUCAGAUAGUGAGCUCUCAGUCUUGAUCGACGAAGACCCUCCACCGAAAAAGAAGCGGAAAGGCUCUUCAGCAGCAGCGGAAAAGCGGGGCAGAAAACCCUCAGCUCCGAAAGCCAAGGCCACAGACGCAGACAUUAACGAUCCCGACCAAGCCGAAAUCAAACGUCUGCAAGGCUGGCUAGUCAAGUGCGGGAUUCGCAAGCUUUGGGGGAAAGAGCUCAAAUCUUAUGAGAGCUCUAAAGCCAAGAUCAAGCAUCUGAAGGAGAUGUUGGCGGAUGCUGGGAUGACGGGGAGAUACUCGAUUGAGAAAGCCAGCCAGAUCAAGGAGGCGAGGGAGCUGAAAGCUGAUAUUGAGGCUGUGAAGGAAGGUGCGGAGAGAUGGGGGAAGGAGAAGGAUGCUAAAGGGGCGGACGUCGAUAGCGAUGGGAGGAAAAAGCCAAAGGGAAGGUUGGUUAGGGGGUCUCAGGUGCUGGAUUUUCUCAGUAGUGAUGGUGAGGAGACGGAUUGA
Molecule: messenger RNA, 1125 nt
Organism: Endocarpon pusillum Z07020
Lineage: Eukaryota; Fungi; Ascomycota; Eurotiomycetes; Verrucariales; Verrucariaceae
Exons: 2
Coding region: 1-1125 (374 amino acids)
Cellular component (GO): nucleus
Source: RefSeq, a predicted model, not a curated record